AUGCCUCUGACGAAAUUUUUCUUGUGUCUCGGCGCACUGGCAACCGUCAUGGCCAGUGCCGCGCUUCUUCGCUGGAACCCAGCCCCGCCGAUGCUGCAGACUCCCGUCGCUUCCGCCGCCGCCAACGCUUCCUUUGCAAAGAUCUGCCGCGCCAGUCACGCCCUCAGCAGCACCCACCCGGGCGUCGGCAUGUCCAGCUGGCCGACCCUCUUCAGCGCGCUCGGUCUGGACGCCCGCACACCGCCAUUCAGCAGCGGUGAGUCUUCUUCUUCUGCUGCUUCUCCAGGUGGUGGUCGUCAUGAUGCCGCUUCGUCUGCUGGAAAGGGCCGUCGUCCGGGACGCUUGGAACGGGAGAUCGUACUUCGGGCGUGGACAAAGGCAAUCGCGAAUACGUACCAGGCCGCGCAGCACGUUCAUCGUCAUAACGACAACGACGACGACAGCGCAAACGGGGAUGAGGACGACGAUGCCUGGGCGCGGGUCCUCACGGAGGUCGCCGACGCGCUGUAUGAUGACGCGGCGAGGGCCUUGUACCUGGGCAGCGUGCUGCCGCAGAUGCAUGCAGCCGCCCGAGAUUGGAACAGGCAGGCUGGGAGCUGGUCUUUCGGCAGCAGCAGUGCCAGUGGGGCGGGACGUGACCAGGGAGAGGAUCGUGCGGCGAUGAUGAAGGAGUUGGUCAGAUUGUGUGCUGCUGAAGGGUUGUGGCCGGGUGGUGGUUGA
This is a messenger RNA of Colletotrichum karsti, 720 nucleotides long. RefSeq lists its product as uncharacterized. NCBI's taxonomy places the organism in Eukaryota, Fungi, Ascomycota, Sordariomycetes, Glomerellales, Glomerellaceae. Bases 1 to 720 code for a protein of 239 amino acids. The record is from RefSeq and is a predicted model, not a curated record. The transcript has a single exon.